This is a messenger RNA of Prorocentrum cordatum, 668 nucleotides long. NCBI's taxonomy places the organism in Eukaryota, Dinophyceae, Prorocentrales, Prorocentraceae. The record is from the annotation of a GenBank genome assembly.
CUGUUUCGAGCUGUGGUUCGCACCAUCCACAUGCGCUCAACAUGGACCGCAACGCAGAGAACGUAACACGGCACAUGGACAUGUGCAUCGAGAGGACCUUGGCGGAUGUUGAUCGCUACGACCAGAUAUGGUGCAUGGCCGCGAACUCCUGGAAGUAUCCGUGGUUCAGCAGGCUCGACGGCCGGUGGGGCGUCGGGCCGUGGGUAUGGAUGUGGAGGAACGAGCGCGGGGAGGAGUUCGACCACUCGCCAUAUCGCAGCGAGAGCGAGGAGGCUGACGAGGAGGAUGACUACGGCGUGACCAUCGGCCAGUCGGACUACCAAGUCGACGGGGCUGACGGCCAGCUGGCGGACCAAGUCGACGAGGCCGACGACGCCAUCAAUGUCGACGCGGCUGACACCAUGGUCACGAAUAACGGUGGUCAGCAUGCGGCUGGUGGCGACGAUGCGGAUGGUGGCCACCAGGACGACAUCGCACGCUCCGACUGCAAAGACGAGAUAAUGCCCGCCAGCGCGGACACGGACGCCUCCAGCAGCAAUGGCGAGAGCGCCUCCAGCAGCAAGGGCAAUGACGAGGGCGCCUCCAGCAGCGCGGGCAGCAGCGCAUGCGCCGUGCAGGCAGACAGCAGCCCUGAUGAACUCGUGACCGACGACGGCGGCCUGCAGUAG